UUCAAUCCCCAGCAGAGAGAGAGGAGGGGGGGGGUAGAUAUGAGAAUCAAGGCCCAGGUGCUCCUUUUGCUUCUAGGACCUCAGUGGACAGAACUUGCUGAUAGAGCUGAUUACACAAUCAGAUCUGUGUGUCUGUAAUCUCUAACCUGGAACAUGCUGUUAGGCUGUUGCCACUCUGGCCUCAAACUGGAACAUCUCUGCAUUUUUCCUGAGGACCUGCCUGGAAAGGAAGUGGGGACUGCUGCUGUGGAAGUGUCCUUGGUGCCAAGGUGUCCUACAGUGUGCUGCUCCCACCCCGCAGCUGUGUUUAAGUGCAGAGUUUCCUGGAGGCCCCGCUGUCCUCCUGCUCCUGGCAUGGCACUGCAACGCUUCACGCUCCUGGCUGGCCUUCUGGUGGGAGUUGCCAGCAAGUCCACAGAAAGCGAGGCCCAGCAGCCUGAGUGCUGUGUGGACGUGAUGGACGCCAACACCACAUGCCCAAGCACAGGCCUGUGUGGCCCAGGCUGCUAUAGACGCUGGAACGCGGACGGGAGCACCAGCUGCAUCCGGUGCAGGAACGGGACGGUGCUGACCUAUAACAGCUCUGAGUGCAGAAGCCUUGCUGCCUGGGGUGCGCAGUUCCCCAUGAACAAAAGCACAGGGCUGCCUGGACGGCCACAUUUUGGGGGUUCCCACGUGGCAGCUUCCCUCUUCCUGGGGACGUUCUUCGUCAGCGCAGGUCUCAUCCUCUCUGUGGCUGGGUUCUUCUACCUCAAGCGCUCCAGUAAGCUCCCCAGGGUCUUCUACAGGAGAGACAAAGCCCCAGGCCUGCAGCCUGGUGAAGUCGCUGCCAUGAUCCCCCCACCACAGUCCUCAGUGCGAAAACCAAGAUAUGUCAGGCGCGAGCGGCCUCUGGACCGGGCCGUGGACCCUUCUGCCUUCUCCACAGCAGAGGCCCGAGUCAGCAACGUCUGACCUGGAAGCUGAUCCAGACUGCACUGCCUGCAGCUUGGAGGCUGGAGGAUCCCCCUCAAAGAGCCCCCYACACAAAGGGCUUGUCACCUGGGGCUGGGGACAGGCCAGACCUGGCUCCCAGUGAGUGACAGGCUGAAGGGGAACCCACCCACUGGUUCUCGAAAGUCCUUUUGCUCCGUCCACCCUGCUUGGUUUGACCCACAGGAGCGGGCAGAUGUGAGCCUGGGGGGCUCAGGCCACAGCCAGACCCACACAGCCAGAACUGUUAGGAGACGGCAGGGUCCCGAGGCUGCUUGCACCUGGAGAAACCAGGGGAGGCUCUACCCUCUGGAGUCCGUGGUAGCAGGACCCCUCCAGGACCGCCCAGCCCAGUGGCCCCCACAGACCCCUCUAAGAGGAAUGAAGCUGAGGCCUGGCCGGCAGCAGGAUGCAGCUGUGAACCUAAGACUGAAGCCUCCAGGUUGCCUUGCUCCUGUGGUGGCCAGGAGGCCACAGCCACACCCUCAGGAGCUACAGAACUGAGUUCCCUGAGGCACUGCUGUCCCAGUCCCAGGCCUGGCACCCCAGGCCUGACACACUGGCCAGCAGACACCCAGGCCGGGCACCCACAGCAAAGUGUCCACACAUGGGUCCUCCACAUCUGAAUCCCCAGGUGUUCUGGGCCCGUGGAAGGCAUGCUGGCCAGCGGCCCUUGCCYGGUGGUCCUGUCCCAGCCAUCCCAGGCCACCAGACACUGCCUGCACAUGGCUAGCUUGGCUGGGGCCACCAGCCAGGGCUUCCUGUAGAGGAGGCUCGAUGGUGGCCACCUCCUGCGUGCUGGGCUCAGCACUUAGUGGUCUGUCGCUGUCCUCAGGUGUCCUGCCUCAUUUCCAUCGAGCCUGGCCCACUUCUUGGGGACGUGGCUGUGCUCUGGCACUGUGAUUCUGUGUGCAGCUCAUCAUCCGCGAGUGGUGGACUUGGUCUCUGAGGCUGGCCAGCCACUGGCCCGGCCACAGGGGUGGGGUGCCCAUCUGAA
Messenger RNA from Urocitellus parryii (Arctic ground squirrel), 1969 nucleotides. It is a transcript of the gene C11H1orf159, whose product is annotated as chromosome 11 C1orf159 homolog. NCBI's taxonomy places the organism in Eukaryota, Metazoa, Chordata, Mammalia, Rodentia, Sciuridae. The record is from RefSeq and is a predicted model, not a curated record.